Zasmidium cellare ATCC 36951 is the source of this 873-nucleotide messenger RNA. Its product is annotated as glycoside hydrolase family 17 protein. Lineage: Eukaryota; Fungi; Ascomycota; Dothideomycetes; Mycosphaerellales; Mycosphaerellaceae. Gene Ontology annotation, molecular function: glucan endo-1,3-beta-D-glucosidase activity; 1,3-beta-glucanosyltransferase activity. Gene Ontology annotation, cellular component: fungal-type cell wall; extracellular region; cell surface. The record is from RefSeq and is a predicted model, not a curated record. The transcript has a single exon. Bases 1 to 873 code for a protein of 290 amino acids. Gene Ontology annotation, biological process: cell wall organization; carbohydrate metabolic process.
AUGCGCUUCUCCACAACCCUCGCUGCCAUCGCAGCGACAACCCUCCCCCUCACCCAAGCCUACUACAAAGGCUUCAACGUGGGCGCCACCAACCCGGACAGCUCCUGCAAAACCACCGCGCAAUGGACCACCGCCUUCCAAAAACUCCAAGCCCUCCCACAGAAAAUCUCUCAAGUCCGCCUCUACGCCUCCUCCGACUGCAACACCCUCGCCAACGCCGUCCCCGCCGCCUUGAGCACCGGAACGCAGAUCCUCGUGGGCGUAUGGACGGAGGACGCAGCACACUACACGGCCGAGAAGAACGCCCUUGAAGCCGCCAUCCACGCGCACGGCACCGCCUGGAUUCUCGCCAUCUCCGUCGGCAGCGAGGAUUUGUAUCGCAAAGACACGACCGCCUCAACCCUCGCGCAGCAGAUCUACGACGUCCGCGGCAUGGUGCGCGCGCUCGGCGUGCAGGCCGAAGUCGGACACGUCGACACGUGGACGGCGUGGGUCGACUCUGCCAACGACGCGGUGAUCCAGGCGUGUGACUUCGUCGGCAUGGACGGAUAUCCCUACUGGCAGGACGCGGACAUCUCCGCCGCGGAGGAUGUGUUUUUCAAGAGUUACCAGGAUACGCUGAAUCAUGUGCAGAGUGUUAAGGCGGGGACGUGGGUGUGGAUUACGGAGACGGGGUGGCCGACCCAAGGCGCGACGCAGGGCGCGGCGGUGGCGAGUCUGCAGAAUGCGCAGAGGUUUUGGAGGAGUGUUGCUUGUCGUUUAUUCGAAACCGGACAUGUGUUCUGGUACGCUUACCAGGAUUACAAUGACAACCCGUCGUUUGGGGUGUUUGAUAAGGAUGGGAAGGCGCAGUAUGACCUUAGUGGAUGCUAG